Myxocyprinus asiaticus (Chinese sucker) is the source of this 5995-nucleotide messenger RNA. Its product is annotated as androgen-induced gene 1 protein-like. The transcript is spliced from 6 exons. NCBI's taxonomy places the organism in Eukaryota, Metazoa, Chordata, Actinopteri, Cypriniformes, Catostomidae. The coding region runs from base 511 to 1224 and encodes 237 amino acids. The record is from RefSeq and is a predicted model, not a curated record. Gene Ontology annotation, cellular component: membrane; endomembrane system.
UUGUAGGCCUAUAUGAUGAUAGAUUUUUAUUUGUUUUUAUUGCACUAUCCCUUUAACCUUUAAACUUAAAAAAAUAAAUAAAAAAAUAAGUGCGAUAAAAAAUGACGUUGAGGAGAGAUUAAAUGGUUAAUCUAAACAUUCCUACGUUUUGCACUAUGUUUGGACAUUAUAAAUAAAUGCAGAAAGUGAUUACGUGGGAGACAGCUGAACCAAAAUCCCCCCAAAAUUCAGCAUCGGCGCGGAUCUGCAUUUGUACACGAUGGGCAUGCGCCUGCAGUUAAGACAGUGGCACGCGUGCUGCUCUGCACAGGCAGCAAAACAAUCUCUGGAGGCAGCAAUGCUUGUUACUAUAGCAACAAACUCCUUGCACUUCCGCUGCCUCCUCCAACAUCUCGCGCACGGAUCCGCGCGACCCUCUCCUCCACCUCCCCAUCACCAAGGCGCUCAGAUAUCAACAUCCCUCUGUCACCAGGAUAUUUCCUGAGACGGAAAUACGACGGGGGAAGGAAAAUGGCGCUCAUCCCAUCUCAGAUCCUAAGAGUAGCGAUACUUCUCUCUUAUUUUUCCAUCCUCUGCAAUUACAAAGCCAUAGACAUGCCCGCGCAUCAAACAUACGGCGGUAGCUGGAAGUUUCUAACGUUCAUAGAUUUGGUCAUUCAGGCUGUAUUCUUUGGAGUGUGUGUCCUGACUGACUUGUCCAGCCUUUUGAUGAAAGGCAGUGCCAGUAUGGAGCAAGAGAGACAGCUGAGAAAGCUGAUUGGCUUAAGAGACUGGAUGAUGGCUGUCCUGGCCUUUCCUGUUGGUGUGUUUGUGGUGACUAUGUUCUGGAGUCUGUACCUGUAUGACAGAGAUUUGGUUUACCCAAGACUUCUGGACAGCUUUAUACCUCAGUGGCUAAAUCAUGGCAUGCACACAACGGUUCUUCCUUUCAUCAUAAUUGAGAUGAGAACAACAUACCAUCAAUAUCCCAGCAGGUCCAGCGGACUCUUGGCGGUGUGCACGUUUGCUGUGGGAUAUGUCCUAUGGAUGUGCUGGGUGCACAGCAUUACGGGCGUUUGGGUAUAUCCUUUGCUGGAGCACAUUGGGCCAAUGGCCCGAGUUCUCUUCUUCAUCUGCCUCACAAUACUGGUCAACGUCUACUACAUCUUGGGAGAGAUCCUAAACAACUACAUCUGGGAUUCCUCAAAGAGUACUCUGGAAUCAGACAAGGUUAAAUCUGACUAAAGCCCACAGCAAAAGCAACCAGAUAUCAUAGCCAGCCUUGUUUCUCUUAGUUUGAAUCCUAAUCAUUUUGAAUCUGGAGUUCAAACCAAUUAAGACUUAACUAUCAAAGAUAUCCUGAUUACAUAUUUACCCUUUCUCUUGGUCUUCUGAGACAUUUAUCCCAUCCUGAUUACUGCCCCUUAAUUAAUUAAAGCACAGACCUGUAGUGGCUUGAACAUUACAAUGAAUAUUUCAUGUAUUUAAUUUAUGGUUUGAAUGUUACAGUAUUUCAGAAUACCUCAAGUAUUGUCCAAGCACUGAAUGGUAUUUACUGUACACAUGCUGUAAUCAUGUGUACAAGGACAGUAUCACAAACCUCAUUACACAUGUCAUGACAGGUGUUGUGUAUUCACUAAAGAAUGAUUUAUGAAGGAUUCUGUUACUCUUUACCCCAGUAAAACAAAUGAGCAACACCUUUUUAUCCACUACAAUAGCAUAUUGCAACUGACAAUGAGCACAAGAUAAUUUGCUUAGGAAAUGCUGUUGGAAACAGUUAAUUUGGUCCUUCUAAAGACAUUUAACAGUUCCUCAUUUAAGCUGAGCAGAUAUUGCUGCAUGAAAUCCAAGUGCAUUGUCAGAAGAGAAACUGGCAUAUUGGGACAAUUUCCUAUUUUUGCUGAAGUUAUCUCAAAGGGAUUUAAUUUUUCAUAUAAUUUGGAAAUGUAGCUAUUUUUGGUUUAAAGGGAUAGUGCACACACAAAUGAAAAUUCACAUCAUUUAAUCACCCUCAUGCCAUCCCAGAUGUGUAUGACUUUCUUUUUUCUGCAGAACACAAGCAAACAUUCUUUCAAAUUUUAAAAGUGAAAGUCGAAAUUUAUGGUAAAAAAGGACUUAAAUAUGAAUCUGUUUCUCACCCACACAUAUCAAAUCGCUUCUGAAGACAUGGAUUAAACCACUGGAGUCUUAUGGAUUACUAUUAUGCUGCCUUUGUGAUUUUUGGAGCUUCAAAUGUCUGGUCACCAUACACUUGAAUCGUAUGGACCUACAGCUGAAAUAUUCUUCUAAAAAUCUUUGUUUGUGUUCUGCAGAAGAAAGAAAGUCAUACACAUCUGGGAUGGCAUGAGUGUGAGUAAAUGAUGAGAGAAUUUUCAUUUUGGGGUGAACUGUCCCUUUGAGUUAUUUUACAGAUGUUUCUUCUUUUAUUAAUAAAAAAGUUUGAAAAUAUAAUUUUCUCAAUCUCAUUUUUGUUUCUUUAAAGCUGUGGAGGUAGACAGAGAAGAGGCAGAGACCUUGAAUCUUCACUUUGCCAUUUUCUUCUCGUUUUCUUUCUCCGCUUACACUUAAGCCCUCACGCAAACACAGACACACCACAGUUCUGCGGGAAAAGUACAGCCAACCUUUCAAUUACAGAGAAAAAAUUUUGUACUUAUGAUUUAAUGUCUCCUUAUAAGACAGAGAUGUUGCCCAAACACAACAAUUCUUUUGUGCAGAGCUGGACAUUCUUUUCUUUUAAUGAGAAACACACACACAGUGCCUGAGGAAAAUGAGUAAGCUCAACAAGGAAUAAAAAUCAACUUGUGACGGACAAGUCUAAAUAUUAAGGCCCUGCUUAAAGCUAGAGUUCACCCAAAAUUAAAAUUCUGUCAUUAUUAACUCACCCACAUGUCGUUCCAAACCCCUAUGACUUUUUCUUUCAAGGAACUCAAGAGACAUUUUGAAUGAUGUUCUGGAACUAAAGCUUAAGUAAAAAAUAAAAUAAAAUAAAAAAAACACACAAAGGCAUACUACAGUAGGCUUGUGUGAGAAACAGAGUGAAAUUUAAGUUGAUAAUCUUCCCCUCCAGUGAGCUAUAAACGACCAGAUCAUUAAGUCAAAUUAAACAGAUAAAUCAGCUUAUGGAACGAAUCAUUCAAACUGGUUUUGUGAACCUGAUCAACCAAUUCAUUGAAAAGAUCUAACACAUAAGAACAUUCCAUUCAUAAUUAAUUACUUCUUUUGUUCCACGGAAGAAAGGAAGUCUUAACGAGUUUGGAAAAUCAUGAGGGUAAGUAAUUGAUGGCCUUAAAGUAAUGUUUUCAAACUUAAAUCCAUGUCCUGAACAGCCAAGAAAACAAUUCAGCAUUACAGAAUAAUGAUAGAUAGCGGAAGAUCUUAGGUAAGAGCAAAACCCCUCAGGCUAGUUGUAGUGAGACACCUGGUAUUAUCACAUCUUAAUUUUCAAAUGAAACUGUCAAAACGCUCUCCUCUCUUGUUUUAGAAAUGUUCACAUACACCAUCACACAUCAUUUUUAUUCUCCGAGUAAUUGUCGGUAACACUCUCUAUGAAGCCCUUAUUUAUAAUGCAUUGUUAAGGCAUUAUAAUGCAUUAGUAAUAUCUCAUAAUACACCUUGUAAUAUAUUAUAACUUCUCAUAAAUAAUUGUUACCACAAUUAUAAUACUUACCUUUUCAUAGUUAUACCUUAGAGUAUAAUACAUUAUAACACAAGCAACAUCCAAUUUUAUCUGCAGAAGUUAUAAUGUAUUAUAUAUAUUUGUAAUAUAUAAUAGGUAUGCUUUAAUUAAAGUGACAAAAGCAAUAUCUUCUUAUAAACAUCCAUAAGAUAUUUUUAAGUGGUUGUAAGACAUGCUGGAAGUUAUAUACAUUACAUAUGCACAAAAUAACACACAUUCAAUGUAAAUUUUGAGAUAUUACGAAAAACACUUGGAAAGCUACAAGGUUAAAAUAUAUCAGAAACUCUCCCUUGAGAAAAAAAAAAUAUUUAUGUUGAUCACACAUGUAGCCAAUCUUCUUGGGUGUAAACACACCCAUGAAUCAUUUUUUCUUUUUUUUUUUUUUUUAUCUAACUGAUUCUAUAUUGGACUCUAUUCAAUAAACUUUCAUGUUUGUGCAUCUUAUUUGGAGACUUAUUUUAUAAAUAACUUCCAUUAUAUAAGUUUGACUUGUAAUGUAUUGUAUGUUAUAAGAUUAUGUUACAGCUGUUUAUAAGAAGAUAUUGCUUUUGUAACUUAAAGUAGGCAAAGACCACUUAUAAUAUGAUCACGUCAUAAAGCCUUUUGACUGUUUACACUAUGCUGCUUUUGCAUAACAGCACUUAAACGAUUAACUUUUUAAGCUUCUGCUGUGUUAAAAUUGGAUGUUGCUUGUGUUAUAAUGCAUUAUACUCUAAUGUAUAACUAUGAAUAGGGUAAAUCUUAUAAUGUAUUAUAACUGUAGUUAUAAUUAUUUAUGAGACGUUAUAAUGGUAACACUUUACAAUAUUUAAUGCAUUAGAUAUCAUGAACUAACAAUUAACAAUAUUAUUAACAUUACACAAUAAAAUUAACAUUAAGAUUAAUAAAUACUUAAGUAUUGUUCAUUGUUAGCUCAUCUUAACUAAUGUUAUUAACUAAUGCUAACAAAUGGAACCUUAUUGUAAAGUGUUACCAUUAUAACUUAUUAUAAGGUGUAUUAUAAGACAUUAUGAAUGCAGUAUAAUGCAUUUAUAAUGCCUUUACAAUGCAUUAUAAAUAUGGGCUUCAUAGAAAGUGUUACCGAAUUGUCAAGAAAUAGAUGAAAAAAGCUAGAUUAAAGCUAACUAACUUUAUUACAUCAUAUAAUGUUAAUGUUGAUUCAUAAAUGUGAAUUUUUUUGUUUAUAUACAGGAUCUUCUCCGCAGAGCUCCUGCAGUAUCGUCACAGACCCCUGGUUGAAAACCCUGGGCUUAAAAUAACAUUUGGAUAGUUCUUCUUGACAACAUUCUUGUUGACAAUUUAGUCUAGCUGCUGUGUGUAUGGAGGGAACUGUGGUGUUUGUGUGUGCAGAGAGGAAAAGUGUAUGUGUUUAAAUUCUCUCUGUCAGAGUGUUAAUUUCAGACCGACACUUCAUAGUCUUCUCAUUAACACUGCCUCUCCUGCGUGCAAAAGUGGCAAACUGCAUGUUUCCCUAGCAUCAAUUAACGUGAUCUUCAAAAAAACAAAAAAAAAACAAGACUUUGCAAAAAAAAGAAUAAAUGAGGUGCGUGCAGCUAUAUUUCUGUGCUGCAAAUGCAUUUGAAGGACACCAUAUGCAGGAUGCAUUUGAAGGACAGAACAAUGUCUGAGGAAUUCUGUCUUCAUUUACUCACCCUCAUGUUGCUCCAAACCUGUAUGACUUUCUUUUUUCCUUGGAAAACAAAAAUAUAUAAAGAUAAUAGAAUUAUAGAUAUAUUAGAAGAAUAUUGAAAUAAUAAUCAAGCUGUUCUGUCCCUGGUCACCAUUCAAUUUCAUUGUCAUUCUUUUCCAUCCAACGGGCAUUCUGCAUCUGGUUUUGUGUUCAACGGAAGAAAGAAAGCCAUAAGGUUUGGAUCAACAGUAUGGUGAGUAAAUGAAGACAUCAUUUUUAACCAUCCCUGUAAGUGUAAGGUUCCACAUGUAAAUGAUGGUUUUUAUGAAUUAGGCAAUCUGAAAUCUAUAAAUUAUUGACCAUCACCUGACCUGAUCCUGUUUAUGCUUUGUAUCACACUGUUCAUUUUAAGUUCAUUUUACCAUAGUUAAUUUGUUCAUUAAAGCUAUCAGUGAUGGAAGGUGUCCAUUAAGGACAGAAGAGAACUUUCAAAAAUUGUAAAUAAUGAAAUUACACCUCAGGUAAAAAAUAAAUACUUCAUGACUUGUAGAAUAAAAGCAAGUAUUAACUUAUUUGUGUAUUUUACUUGUGUUUCUCAACAUCCUUUCCCAAGUGCACUGUGGACUUGAACAAGUCUAUCAUUUUUACCUCUCAAUGAAAUAUCGUCUAUGCAUAAAGAAGUCGAGACGAAAUAUCGUUCUCACUCCAUU